UGUCAAACCAGUGAGUGAGAGUGACACUGACGAGCAGUUGGUUUUUAUUAAGGAAACUCAGGGCAUCUUGGUUACUUCUGAGGACAAACUGAAGACUGGGCAUGAGGUCAAAGCUGUGUGUCUGCAGUUGGAGGAGUGGAGACUAAAAAACCAGAGAGCUCAUCGUCUUAAUCAGGUGGCAUACAAAACAACGUAUGUGCCUUUUUCUUUAUUUUUAUUAACAGGAUGGGCUGCGCUUGCAGUGGCCAGAAAGAAGUAAAAGAUGAGAAUACAUUUUUCAAAAUAAAGAACCCCCAGACAUCCAACUCAUCAAACCGCACAGAACGAAGCGCAAACACCUAUUCAUCUAACGAUGAAAAUGCAUUUAUAGCGCUGCACGACUUCAAAGGGACCAAUGACAACGACCUUUCCUUCAAAAAGGGAGACAAACUCAAAAUUUUGCAGGAGAGUGGAGAAUGGUGGCUGGCCAAGUCACUUCUCACCGAAGAGGAGGGCUUCGUUCCGUCUAAUUAUGUAGCCAGAGCAGAUACGCUGGAGGUGGAGAAGUGGUUUUUCAAAGAUUUGAGUCGAAGAGAGACCGAACGACUGCUUCAAGCGCCUGGAAAUAAACCAGGCUCCUUUCUUGUUCGAGAGAGCGAGACGAGUAAAGGGUCGUACUCGCUUUCAGUAAGAGACCACGACCAUGACCAUGGAGAUGUGGUAAAACACUACAAGAUUCGCUGUCUGGACAAAGGUGGUUACUAUAUCUCCCCCUCCAAAACCUUCCCGUCCUUACAAGAGCUGGUCAAGUACUAUACACGUACCGCAGACGGGUUGUGUGUGCGGCUGUAUGCCCCUUGUAAACCGAAGGCCCCUCAGCAGCCGUGGGCUCAGGAUGAAUGGGAGAUUCCCCGAGAGACGCUGAAAAUGGUGAAGAAACUGGGCGCUGGGCAGUUUGGAGAAGUUUGGAUGGGCUUCUACAAGAACACCCAAAAGGUUGCCAUCAAGACGCUGAAGGAGGGAACGAUGGAGCCCGAGGCCUUUCUUCAGGAAGCUAACCUCAUGAAGCAGCUGCAGCACGAUCGACUUGUACGACUCCAUGCCGUGGUCACCAGAGAGCCCAUUCUCAUUGUGACCGAGUUUAUGAUCAAUGGCUGCCUCCUUGACUUUCUAAAAACGGAUGAAGGGAAAAAGCUCAAGAUGAACAAGUUGAUCGAUAUGUCAGCGCAGAUAGCUGAGGGCAUGGCGUACAUUGAGAAGAAGAACUAUAUUCACCGUGACCUGCGAGCAGCUAACAUACUUGUCAGUGAGACGCUGCAUUGCAAGAUAGCCGACUUUGGCCUGGCCAGGAUCAUUGAGAAUGAAUACACGGCACAGGAAGGUGCCAAGUUCCCCAUCAAAUGGACAGCGCCAGAGGCCAUCAACUAUGGCACGUUUACCAUCAAAUCAGAUGUCUGGUCCUUUGGGAUCCUGCUGACAGAAAUGGUCACCUAUGGAAGAAUACCUUACCCAGGAAUGACCAAUCCAGAGGUGAUCAGGAACCUGGACAAGUUUUACAGGAUGCCCCAGCCGGAAGGUUGCCCCGAGGAACUCUACGAUAUCAUGAUGAUGUGCUGGAAACAAAAGCCUGAAGAACGGCCCACUUUUGACUACCUACAGAACACUCUCAAUGAUUUCUUUAUUGCCACAGAGGGACAAUAUGAGAAGCAACCAUAGGUGGCAAUAAAAGAAACGCUUGUUGAUAACGACGUGCGUGCACACCUAACAUCUCCUUUCUGACUCAUACAGAUGAUUUAUAUGAAAUAAUUCCUCCCAGUGAAUGUCAAAGAUAUUUUUGGCUUCUACUAUCUACAACGGAAACGAGCGUCAGCAACAUAUCAAAGUCAAAAACUUGAACACGCUUUCAUCAUGUUGACUUUGCUGCAGCUACAGAUGCUUCUUUUUCUCGAUUGAAGCAAUGGAAUGUGAGUAGGCAUCACUAGCAAUGAUUUUAAAUAAACCAUUGACAAGGGACCGGAAAUACAACCAUGUCGUCCGCAUGAUCAACAGCUUUUUCGGACCCGGGGGAACUCAGCGCAGGUAAAGCUGGAGAUGAGACAUUUGCAUGGUACCAAAAGUAGCAGUCUGAGAUUACAUGCACAAUACUUUGCACUUUUAUUCUCCAUUUAUUUGUAUAUAGAAAUAAAAGGGCUUGCAAAC
Messenger RNA from Fundulus heteroclitus (mummichog), 2178 nucleotides. It is a transcript of the gene blk, whose product is annotated as BLK proto-oncogene, Src family tyrosine kinase. Gene Ontology annotation, biological process: innate immune response; protein phosphorylation; cell surface receptor protein tyrosine kinase signaling pathway. Gene Ontology annotation, cellular component: extrinsic component of cytoplasmic side of plasma membrane. Gene Ontology annotation, molecular function: ATP binding; signaling receptor binding; non-membrane spanning protein tyrosine kinase activity. Lineage: Eukaryota; Metazoa; Chordata; Actinopteri; Cyprinodontiformes; Fundulidae. The transcript has 14 exons. Bases 226 to 1695 code for a protein of 489 amino acids. The record is from RefSeq and is a predicted model, not a curated record.